UUUUUUUUUUAGUGACACCUAGAGUACACUUAAUAUGCAUUUGCUCCAUGGGUGAAACGGCUACCUCGGAAUUAGUAAAAAAAAAAAAAAAAAAAAAAAAGGAAGAAAGAGAGAGAGAAAGAAAGAAAAGGAACUCCACAGCCUGAACAAAAGUCUACCAGGGACGUAUGCAUGAUCGAAUCAUAAACACGCCUGAAACCGAGCAUCCCCACGCCCAUCGCAGCACCAGACAACCUUGCACGCCGCUUCGGACCUUCCCGCUCUGCGCCUGGCCACGCCCCUUCCGAGGGCGCGGUCAGAGGGGGCGUAGCCGGGCCGAGACGCCAGCGCAAGCGCCGAGCUGCGGUGACGUCGAACGGGCGCGCCAUCCCUCCGGCGUCGCCGAGGUCGACGCAGCUCAAGCCGGCAGGAUGGCGGCGGCCACGGGAGCUGGCCGUCUGAGGCGGGCGGCGUCGGCGCUGCUGCUGCGGAGCCCGCGCCUGCCCGCCCGGGAGCUGUCGGCUCCGGCCAGGCUCUACCACAAGAAGGUUGUGGAUCAUUAUGAAAACCCUCGGAACGUGGGAUCCCUUGACAAGACAUCUAAAAAUGUUGGAACCGGAUUGGUGGGGGCUCCGGCAUGUGGUGACGUCAUGAAACUGCAGAUCCAGGUGGAUGAAAAGGGGAAGAUUGUGGACGCCAGAUUCAAAACAUUUGGCUGCGGCUCCGCCAUUGCCUCCAGCUCCUUAGCCACAGAGUGGGUAAAGGGGAAAACGGUGGAGGAAGCCCUGACCAUCAAAAACACCGACAUCGCCAAGGAGCUCUGCCUGCCGCCUGUGAAACUGCACUGCUCCAGUGAGUCUGCCCCACCUGCCAGGCAGCUUGGAUCUGUUCAGAGUCUGCUGUUCCCACCCCACGGUGGCCGGGCAGCUGAGACAGGCAGCUCUUCCCCCACCCUGCGCUUCCCCAGUCUGCCUUUGCUGUCUCUGAGUGUGUCUGCAGUGCCUGAGGCCACAGUGCACUACCUACCACACUGCCCCACGAGAGCCUUCCCACACUGCUAAGCCUCUUCCAGAAAGCAGAAUGCUGGCAGAAGACGCCAUCAAGGCCGCCCUGGCUGACUACAAACUGAAGCAAGAGUCCAAGAAGGAGGAGCCAGAGAAGCAGUGAGCCCUGGAGACACUCCAGCCAGUCACAGCAGCUGCUUCCUGCCACCCUGCACAUCAAAGAAGCUACGCAAAACGCACACUAUUCACCACUUGCACAAAAUGUGCCGUUGAUUACACCUGAUCCCGUGUUCCUUUCAGCUCACGUGUGUCCUUAGUGCAGUUAGUGUCUUGAUUUAGUUUGUGGCCUGGGACUGAAAUCAGCACCGAAGUCUUAAGCUCUGGAGAGUGACAAGGACUUGUACCUGACCUGAGGUAGAUUGCCAGCAGAGCGCCUUAUGCUGGCUAUCUGAUAGGAUCUAUUACUGAGUAUUUAGCAGAUCUGCAUAUAUAUAUUAUAAUAAAAAUGUGAGACAAUGG
This is a messenger RNA of Mus musculus (house mouse), 1502 nucleotides long. RefSeq names its product iron-sulfur cluster assembly enzyme (gene Iscu). Bases 168 to 1040 code for a protein of 290 amino acids. Gene Ontology annotation, cellular component: cytosol; mitochondrial [2Fe-2S] assembly complex; mitochondrion. Gene Ontology annotation, molecular function: molecular adaptor activity; iron-sulfur cluster binding; protein homodimerization activity. Gene Ontology annotation, biological process: positive regulation of mitochondrial electron transport, NADH to ubiquinone; [4Fe-4S] cluster assembly; iron-sulfur cluster assembly. Lineage: Eukaryota; Metazoa; Chordata; Mammalia; Rodentia; Muridae. The record is from RefSeq and is a predicted model, not a curated record. The transcript is spliced from 5 exons.